UUUCCAGGGACGGUGAGAAAGAACUAGAAGCUUUUUCGGGAAAAGAGAUGGAACCAGCCGAUUCUUUGUUCUAUCUUCAACAGAAGGAAGAACGCAGAACGCCGAUCGCGGAACAGCUUUUGGAGACUCUGGAGAAAGAAAGUGACGAAGCGAGCGAGAAAUCAUCUGAUUUCAGCGCGUUGCAGGGGUUCAAGUCUGCUUGGUAUUCUCUACCAUCAGCAGAGAAAAAGAAUUUCAAAGAAGAUGAAGUUUCUGAAUGUUUUGAGGAACCUUUGUUAGGUUCUUUAGAAACCGACGACGUAAAAUCAACUCAUAACGGAGAGGCACCUCUUGAAUCAAGAGAGGGAGAAAAUCCAAGUAUACCGAAAGAGAAAUGUCAAGACUCCAUCGGAAAAGGAGAGUCAUAUAAAUCGCAGGAAGAAAAUGAAUCGACUGAAAAAUUGGAAAAGCUAAAUAAGAUGGUGAGAGUGCAUAGCUACGAGAAAAUCGUUGAUGAUGCCAGCGUGGCUCAUAUACCCUUGAAGUCGUGUGCUAGCAUAGGCACAAAUUUUGAGAACUUUGAACCGAAUAGUAUAUACUCUGCAAUUAAAUUGAACAAUACAGAAAAUACUGCGAUGAUGGAAGAAGCGUGGGAGACACUCAAGAAAUCUUACGUAUAUUACAAAGGCCUGCCUGUUGGAACCCUUGCGGCUAUGGAUCCUACUGCCGAGGCUUUGAAUUACAAUCAGGUUUUUGUAAGAGACUUUGUUCCCAGCGGCUUAGCCUGUCUAAUGAGGCCAGCCAGUGCUGGUGGCGAUCCAGAGAUAGUAAAGAAUUUCCUGUUAAAGACUCUCCACCUCCAAGGUUGGGAGAAAAGGAUAGACAACUUUACACUUGGAGAAGGUGUCAUGCCUGCCAGUUUCAAAGUUCUUUAUGAUUCGCAUAGGCAGAGGGAAACCUUGGUUGCAGAUUUUGGUGGCAGUGCCAUAGGGAGGGUUGCUCCUGUUGACUCUGGGUUCUGGUGGAUCAUUCUGCUAAGAUCAUAUACCAAGUGCACGCAUGAUUAUACACUUUCAGAAAAACCUGAGGUGCAGAGAGGAAUGAAGCUGAUACUUAACCUUUGCCUUUCAGAUGGAUUUGAUACUUUUCCAACUCUUCUAUGUGCUGAUGGGUGUAGCAUGAUUGAUAGGAGAAUGGGAAUUUAUGGAUAUCCUAUCGAAAUCCAAGCCCUCUUCUAUUUUGCAUUGAGGUGUUCAAGGCAGAUGCUGAAACCAGAGCGAGAUGGCAAGGAAUUGAUCAAACGCAUUGAUAAGCGCAUAACAGCUCUCAGUUAUCACAUCCGAAAUUACUACUGGCUUGAUUUCACACAGUUAAACAACAUAUAUCGUUACAAAACUGAGGAGUAUUCCCACACUGCUGUCAAUAAGUUCAAUGUCAUCCCUGAGUCCAUUCCUGAUUGGGUGUUCGAUUUUAUGCCCCUACGAGGGGGAUAUCUGAUUGGUAAUGUCAGCCCAGCUCGAAUGGACUUCCGCUGGUUUUUGGUUGGGAACUGCAUUGCAAUCUUAAGUUCAUUAGUUACACCUGCACAAGCAACAACAAUUAUGGAUUUGAUUGAGGAGCGUUGGGAGGACUUGAUCGGAGAGAUGCCUUUGAAGAUCGUUUAUCCAGCCCUGGAGGGUCAUGAUUGGAGAACUGUCACUGGAUUUGAUCCAAAGAAUACACGAUGGAGUUACCAUAAUGGUGGAACAUGGCCAGCUUUGAUAUGGCUACUCACAGCAGCAUGUAUCAAGACCGGAAGGCCUCAAAUUGCAAAACGAGCCAUAGAGCUGCUAGAACAGCGCCUUUCCAAAGAUGGAUGGCCUGAAUACUAUGAUGGUAAGGCGGGGCGUUAUGUCGGGAAGCAAGCAAGGAGAUAUCAGACAUGGAGCAUUUCUGGCUACUUGGUAGCCAAGCUGAUGAUAGAGAACCCAGCCAACCUCCUGAUAAUCUCUCUUGAAGAAGAUAAAAGAAUCUCCAAGCCAAAGCUCACCCGCUCCAUCUCAUUUUAAGAAUAAACAAGAGGAAACAUGUAAUUGGUGAAAGGAUAUUCUUGCAAAAUUUACAUCAGCAUGUUUUUUUUUUCAGAAUGAUGUUGAGAAAA
Messenger RNA from Hibiscus syriacus, 2119 nucleotides. Its product is annotated as alkaline/neutral invertase CINV2-like. Bases 48 to 2027 code for a protein of 659 amino acids. Lineage: Eukaryota; Viridiplantae; Streptophyta; Magnoliopsida; Malvales; Malvaceae. The transcript has 4 exons. The record is from RefSeq and is a predicted model, not a curated record. Gene Ontology annotation, biological process: sucrose catabolic process. Gene Ontology annotation, molecular function: sucrose alpha-glucosidase activity; endo-alpha-N-acetylgalactosaminidase activity.